GUAAAUUAGUUUUUAUAACUCAGUUAACAACUCCUAUUCUAUUUGUACUUUUUCGUAUUUGUGUAUUGAUACAAAAAGUUUCGAACAUUUCAAAUUUCAGUAUUUUUAUACUUAUAGUGAAUGUGAGAAUGAAGUGGGUGUAUGGAUGCUUCCAAAGCCGUAAACUUUUAAUAAAAAAAUACAGUGACAUUGACAGAUUACAUGCUACAUAUUCUUAAUCUGUGGAUUACAUUAUUUGAGCAGUUUUGUGCAAUUGUUGAUUAAGAUAUAUAAUUUUGUGCAAAAAAGACGUACAUAAAGUAAAGCAAGUUCAAGAUGAAUGAGGAAGAUAUUGAAAUCCUUAGUACGAGUCAAGUUUUAGAUGAUGUCGAAAAAGUUGUACAACAAUUUAUCAGAAAUGUAAGUAAUUUGCAGAAUGCUCACUUUCUAGUGCUCUCACAGUAAUUGUAAAUAUUUGAUAAUAUUAUAUUUAAAGAACUAAGGAUUUGUUAAAUAAAAGUCAACGGUGUUUGUAAUUGUUAGAUAUAUAAAGGAAGGAAGGAUUUAAAUAGAAUAUAAUAGUUUCAAUAAUAACAAAAAAAAAAAUUACUAGUUUUGGAAAAGAUAUAGGCAACUAGAUAUUGGGAAAAAUCAUAAAAGAGAUGUAUGGAAGAAAUUGAAUUUAUUCCUCUUUAUUAUUAACUCUAAAUCAUAUAUAAUUUACAGAAUGAGGAGAUUUUUAAAUUUCCAAUUAUGACCAAAAAUACUAAGUUGUUGGUUUGGACUGCAUUAUUUCAACUUUUACAAAGAAAAGACUUUGAACCCAUACAUCAUUUGUGUUUAUCUGCAGUAAGGAUUUUGAGUCGUGAUAAAUGUGACUUAGAUAAACUUUUUUGUGAGAAAUGGAUAUAUACUCUGGUGGAGAAAGCUGGCUUAUACGAGUAUGUGGAACUUGAAAGUGGAUCUCUUCCACUGGCGGAUAUGCCAAGAAAAGAAAUAACACUUGAAGCUUUAAAGUGUCUUUGUAACUCAGCAUUUAACAGUGAAGAAGCUAGAAACUUAUGUGCCAAUACUAGUAUCGCCCAAGCAUUAAUCGGCAGGCUUAGAGUUUAUAAAGAUGUUCCUUUUAAGGAUGAAAUAAUGCUUUAUGAUAUGAAAUUGCUUUUCAUUUUAACUGCAUUCAGACCUGACAUCAAAAGGAAAGUAUAUUGUGAACUGCAUGGCAUGGAUUACUUAAUAAGUUGUCUCAAUGAAUUACUCAAAGAAGCUACUCCAAUGACUGAUGACAAGUUUGAUUCUGAAAAAGGUGACUCAAAAAAAGUGCAUUGUACUUUUCUACAGGUAUAUAUAUUAUUGAUAAUUCUUAAGUAUCUUUGAGUUAAUUACCUUUUAUGUUUGAUAUUUUAUGUACUAAGAAGUACUAGAAUGUCAUUUUCCUAAAAAGGUAUUUAUCAUAAUUUAGGAUGACUUAAUGUUUAUAUGUUACAGGAUAACCAACAAGCGAUAGUGUGUGAAAUUCUCAAAGUACAGUUUAAUUUGAUUGUGAGCUCUGAGUCCCUAAAUGAGAGUGAUGAGGCCAUGUAUAUGAAACUCAUGCCAAUUUUAAGUUCUUUGCUGUGUGCAGCCACCACUAAUGAAACUAAAUUGAUGGAGUUACGCAGUAAUGUUGGUAACUUACUUACUAGGUGAGAUGUUUAUUAUUAUUAUUAAUAAUUAUUUUUAAUUAUAUUAUUAUUAUCAUAAUUAAUAAAGCUUUUGUAAGAAAAAAUAAAAAUAAAACUUUAAAUUGUAUUUUAUUUGUAUUUUAUUUGUAUUUGUAUUUUAUUUUAUUUGUAUUUUAUUUGUAAAAUAUUGUAUUUUAUAUUAUUUUUUAGUGUUCCUUUGAAGUUUUAUGAGGAUUUGACUCCAAUUCUGGGUAAAGACAAAAAUUGCCAAUAUGAGUAUGAUGGUAAAAAUAUGGAUGCUUUGCAAUCUUUGGUUGAAUUGUUAAAAUAUCGCCUGUCUGUAUCAACUGUAAGUAUUGUUAUACUUGUGAAAUUUUAAAGUUUUUGAAACUGCAAGGCCUAAUUUUGUUUCAAUUCAUAGACAACUGAGCGGCAGUUCGAUGAACUUUCACCGAUCAUAUCGGUGAUGUUGAAAAGUGUACGCGCGUGUCGCGCUCACAGGAAAUAUCUGCGUCAGGUUGUGUUACCGCCGCUUCGGGAUGUCUCGUCUCCUCCAGAGAAAGGCGACACAUUGCGCAAUAUGCUAUGCAGACUUUUAACGACGCCGGUUACCAAUAUACGAGAUUUGGUUGCAGAAUUUAUAUUUAUUCUUUGCAAGGAAAAAGUGGGUCGCAUGGUUAAGUACACCGGUUUCGGUAACGCGGCCGGGCACCUGGCGCAGAAGGGUCUGCUGGGCGGCGGGCGGGGCGCGGACUACUCGUCCAGCAGCGACGACUCCGACACGGACGAGUACAGGGACGCGGAGCCGCACAUAGACCCUGUGGUGGGGUGCACGCGUCCGCCAAGACCCAACCCGUUCGAGGGCAUGUCUGAUGAACAGGUGAUUUUUUUUUCUUAACCGGCUUCUAUAAAAGG
Messenger RNA from Diatraea saccharalis (sugarcane borer), 2558 nucleotides. The record is from the annotation of a GenBank genome assembly. Lineage: Eukaryota; Metazoa; Arthropoda; Insecta; Lepidoptera; Crambidae.